This is a messenger RNA of Stomoxys calcitrans (stable fly), 1713 nucleotides long. Its product is annotated as zinc finger protein 136. Gene Ontology annotation, molecular function: zinc ion binding; chromatin insulator sequence binding. The transcript is spliced from 2 exons. The record is from RefSeq and is a predicted model, not a curated record. Gene Ontology annotation, cellular component: nucleus; chromosome. Gene Ontology annotation, biological process: regulation of transcription by RNA polymerase II. Bases 75 to 1673 code for a protein of 532 amino acids. NCBI's taxonomy places the organism in Eukaryota, Metazoa, Arthropoda, Insecta, Diptera, Muscidae.
ACAUUUGUACUCUCAUUUCAAGAGACACAUUGGAAUUCUGCUGAAAAUCUCACAUUUUGUCCUAAGCACCUAAAAUGACUUCCUCAUUGAGGCAAUGUCGACUGUGUCUUCAAUCCGAAGGAGAGUUUCAUGAACUCUUCGAUACAAAUGGCAGGGGCAAUAAAUGGCAUGAUCUGACUUUGGAAUAUUUUCACCCAAAGAUAGUGGACAUGGCUAAGGCCAAGCAUCUGAGGGCCAUCUGCAAGGAGUGUCGAUUUAAAAUGUGGGACUUUCACAUUUUUCAAGAGACUGUUCGAAGGCGUCAAAUAAAACUGAGUAGAACUCAAACUCAGGUAUCUGUGAAAGAGGGUAAUGCUGAUAAAGAAGGUGGAGGUGAUGAUGAUGACGAUGACGUUGUAUUUUGCGGUGAUGAUAAAGAAGAGGACAACACCAUGGACAAGAAGACCUUGUCACUCGUAAUACAUUCCGCAGAGGGUGACACCCAAAUGGUUUUCGAAGUCUCAGCGUUUGAAGCAACUGCUAACAAGGAAGUAAAAUCUGACAUUGUUCAGCCAGACUUGGAAAUCGAUGUUCAGUCGGAUGCCGAAUUUAUCUCAGAGAACGAGCAGGAGCAGCAUUUUGGUGAUAUUGUCAAUGCAGCCCUUGAGAACAGAAGUGAUGACGAUGGUGAUGAGGAUGUCAUAUUUGUACCCCAACUUGAUAACGAAACUAAGGAUAGUGGCGGAGAUAAUAAUAAAAUUGAUGAGCUUUUGGCCACUUGGAUACCUAAUAUACAAUGUGUGCAUUGUCCUGUCACCUAUCCCACCAUUAAGCAACUGAAAAAACAUUUUCGCCUUUGCCAUAGCGAUGAGGAAUUUUACAUUUUGUGCUGUGGCCGUAAGCUGAAGACUCGACGCCAUAUCGGAGAACAUUUGAUGGUGCACAAUGAUCCGGAGGCCUUCUAUUGCAAAAAGUGUGGCAAUCCCUAUACGAGUAGCAAUAGCUUGAGAGGUCAUAUGCUAACAAAGCAUACCACUCGCAUGAAAUUCAAAUGCAAAAUCUGCGGCAAAAGCUUCCAGGUUUCCAAGGGUCUUGAGGUACAUGAAAGUCUGGUGCAUGGCAAAGAUAUGCGAAUUGCGCCCGAUAUAAAAACAACAGCAGAUGGCAAAAAAUUGUAUGGUUGUCGUCAAUGUGGAAAUGUUUAUAAAACGGAUAUCGCCUUCAGGUCGCAUCGUUAUAAUGUGCAUACGCGUGAGGCUAAACGUAAAUGCAAAUAUUGCGGAAGGCUAUUCAAGUCUAAAUAUAGCCAUAAAAUUCAUGAGGAAUCCCACGAUGACAAUGGGCGUGAGCAAAUUACCUGCAUUGUAUGCGGCAUUAAGUUUCAGCGAAAAAUGCCUACAAACUCGCGUAGAUGGACUAUGAAGAAUUCCUCUGGCCACAUCAACAAGUGCAGAAGUUGUAGUAGAAAGGCAAAUCAGAAUACUAGUUCUCAGUUAGCAGCAGAUGGUGUGGUGAAGUCCGAGACCAAGGAUUCAUACGCUUGCGUUUAUUGUCCCAUGACUUUUGGCUCAAAAAGUCUGGUAAUGACACAUCGACGAAGAAAACAUCCCAGGAAGAGCAACAAAAACUAUUAUCAAGAAAUAAAGCAUGAGCCAACAGCGACGAUUAGCUGUGUAAAAUAUGAAAAGGAAUAGUGAGAGCCAUUUAAAUCCCUCAAAAAAAAAAAAAAAUAAA